AUGAUGCUAGGAGUCCUGCUGGUAGUGCAAGAAACGCAAACUGAAAGUCUCUUUGUGCCUGCAGCCUUGCAGCUUGCCAGUGCCCUGGACCUGCCCGCUGGCUCCUGUACCUUUGAAGAGGGCACCUGCGGCUUCGACUCGGUGUUUGCGUUUCUGCCUUGGAUUCUAAAUGAGGAAGGCCAUUAUGUUUAUGUGGAUACCUCUUUUGCCAAGCAAGGGGAGAAAGCCGUGCUGUUGAGCUCUGAUUUGCAGGCCGAGGAGUGGAACUGCCUGCGCUUGGUCUACCAGAUAACCACACCUCCGGGCUCUUUGUCAGACCCCAGCCAGCUGAACCUCUAUGUGAGGUUUGAGGAUGAAAGCUUUGACCGCUUGCUUUGGUCCACUAAGGAGCCUUCAGACAGCUGGCUCAUAGCCAGUCUGGAUCUUCAAAACAGCUCCAAGAAAUUUAAGAUUCUGAUCGAAGGCGUCUUGGGACAAGGAAACACGGCCAGCAUCGCCCUCUUUGAAAUCAAGAUGACAGCCGGCUACUGUAUUGAAUGUGACUUUGAAGAAAACCAUCUCUGUGGCUUUGUGAACCGCUGGAAUCCCAACGUGAACUGGUUUGUCGGAGGAGGAACUAUGAAGAACAUCCACUCCAUCCUCCCACAGGAUCACACCUUCAGGAGUGAGCAGGGCCACUACAUGUACGUGGACUCCGUUUAUGUCAAGCACUUCCAGGAAGUGGCCCAGCUCAUCUCCCCAGUGACCACAGCCCCCAUGUCCGGAUGCCUCUCCUUCUAUUACCAGCUUCAGCAGGGGAAGGGCAAUGUCUUCGCCCUUUACACCCGGGAUAUGGCUGGCCUGUACGAGGAGAUCUGGAAAGUGGACAGUCCAGGCAAUGCCGCCUGGAACCUCGCAGAGGUGGAGUUCAGUGCUCCCUACCCCAUGGAGGCUAUUUUUGAAGUUGCUUUCAAUGGUCCCAAAGGAGGCUAUGUUGCCCUGGAUGAUAUUUCUUUCUCUCCUGUUCACUGUCAGAAUCAGACAGGGCUUCCUUUCAGUGCUGUGGAAACAAGCUGCAAUUUUGAGGCAGAUCUCUGCAACUUUUAUCAGGACAAAGAAGGUCCAGGUUGGACCAGGGUGAGAGUGAAACCAAACAUGUAUCGGGCAGGAGACCACACGACAGGGACAGGGUAUUACCUGCUGGCCAAUACUAAGUUUACAGCCCAGCCUGGCUACAUUGGAAGGCUCUAUGGUCCCUCUCUGCCAGGAAACAUGCAGUACUGUGUGCGUUUUCAUUAUGCCAUCUUUGGGUUUUUGAAAAUGAGUGACACCCUAGCCGUUUAUAUCGUUGAAGAAAACCAUGUGGUUCAAGAGAAGAUCUGGUCUGUUCUUGAGUCCCCACGCGGUGUUUGGAGGCAAGCUGAAAUCAGCUUUAAGAAGCCCAUGCCCACGAAGGUGGUUUUUAUGAGCCUGUGCAAAAGCUUUUGGGACUGUGGACUUGUAGCCCUGGAUGACAUUACCAUACAAUUGGGAAACUGCCAGUCUCCAGAGAGACUCCCGCCCGCACCUGGAGAGUGCACUUUCGAUCAAGAUGAAUGUGCGUUUACACAGGAGAAAAGAAAUCGGAGCAGCUGGCACAGGGGGAGGGGAGAAACACCCACUUCCUACACAGGACCCAGGGGAGAUCACACAACUGGGGUAGGUUACUACAUGUAUAUCGAGGCCUCCCACAUGGUGUAUGGACAGAAAGCCCACCUCUGGUCCCAGCCUCUGAGAGGUAUCCUCGGGAAACACUGCUUGACUUUUUUCUACCACAUGUAUGGAGCAGGAACUGGCCUGCUGAGUGUUUAUUUGAAAAGAGAAGAUGACAGUAAGGAAUCCCUGCUGUGGAGAAGAAGAGGGGAGCAAAGUGUCUCCUGGCUUCGGGCACUAGUUGAAUACAGCUGCAGGAGGCAACACCAGAUAAUUUUUGAAGCCAUUCGGGGAGUGUCAAUUAGAAGUGAUAUUGCCAUUGAUGAUGUUAAAUUUCAAGCAGGACCAUGUGCAGGUAAUAUUUCCCCAAUUACAUAAGCUUGAUUGGAAAGGGGAUCUUAUAAUAGUCUCAAAGUAUAAGAACUCAAAAUUAUCUUUUCUAUAGAGUAAAUAAUUAUUGUCUGACUUUUCUGACAGAAAUGGAAGAUUCAACUCAACAAUCAUCAGGAUAUUCUGAAGACUUAAAUGAAAUUGAGUAUUAAUAAAUUAUGUAAGUUGGAUUAAGAAGAUAAAAGCUGUACCUCUCCUCCAUCAAAGUGAAAACAGAAGAAAUGAAUACUGGACAUUCUUAUCUGUUGCAUAAGUUGAAAUGACUUCAGAACACCCUCUCUCAUUACUUUUGAAAACUAUAUAUAGAUAUAUAUUGACUCAGGGCUUUCUUCUUUUUUCCCCUGCACAUUUGACAACUGUUACUAGAAGUACAGGCUACUGGUUUUACAUAGACCAUUUUGUUUUAAAUACAAAUGUACUAUGUUGUAGUCAUUUCAAAGUUCACAUAUAAAGGGCACAGUCAAAAUGAAUGUGCUUACUUAAGUCUGCAUUCAGUGAAUGUAUUGGGAGAUGAGGUCUUGUUGGUUUUUCUUUUGAGCUUUAAGUAUGAUUUUUUUCUUAAAUAAUACAAGGUAUCAGUAAUAUUUGCAAAAUGAAUGCAGUUUUAUGGUAACAAGUUAUUCUAGAAAUAAAGUCUCAUUUGUGUAUUGUAUUCACACACACACACACACACACACACACACACACACACACACACACACACACAC
This is a messenger RNA of Acomys russatus (golden spiny mouse), 2768 nucleotides long. RefSeq names its product MAM domain containing 2 (gene Mamdc2). Bases 1 to 2049 code for a protein of 682 amino acids. Gene Ontology annotation, cellular component: membrane. The transcript is spliced from 13 exons. The record is from RefSeq and is a predicted model, not a curated record. Lineage: Eukaryota; Metazoa; Chordata; Mammalia; Rodentia; Muridae.